AUGGCUACGUACACUUUGACCUUCCUGUGCGUCUUCGCUGCCUCGGCGUUCUGCGCCAAGCUGGGAGAAUCCUCAACAAACUUGUCCACAUUGGCAACCGACCCGAGAGACAUCGUGAACAAGCAUAAUGCCCUGAGGAGAGGAGUUCGGCCGACUGCUAGCAACAUGUUGGAGAUGAGCUGGAGCAACGAGGCUGCAGCCAACGCUCAGAGAUGGGCCAACACCUGCUCCAUGAAGCACAGCCCCGACAGCGAGCGAGUGAUCAGCACUAGCGGCUGUGGAGAGAACCUGUACAUGUCCAGCUUUAAGAACACGUGGAGCAACGCGGUGCAGUCCUGGUACGACGAGGUGAAGGACUGGCGCUACGGAGUGGGCUCCACCAACGGAGGCAUCGUGGGGCACUUCACACAGAUCGUCUGGUACCGGUCCAACAAGGUUGGCUGUGCUGUGGCUUACUGUCCCAACUCUCCUUACAAGUACUUCUACGUCUGCCAGUACUGCCCACCAGGAAACCUCCAGUUAGCUCGCCCCUACAAAUCAGGACCCUCCUGCGGUGACUGCCCCAACGCCUGCAACGACAAACUGUGCACCAACUCCUGUCCUUACACUGACCAGUACAGUAACUGUGCUGAACUGAAGCAGCAGUGGGGCUGCACAAACAGCAACGUGGCCUCUUGGUGUCCCGCCUCCUGCAAGUGCGGCUCUGAGAUUCAUUAA
Messenger RNA from Cyclopterus lumpus (lumpfish), 717 nucleotides. RefSeq names its product serotriflin-like. Lineage: Eukaryota; Metazoa; Chordata; Actinopteri; Perciformes; Cyclopteridae. Gene Ontology annotation, cellular component: extracellular region. The coding region runs from base 1 to 717 and encodes 238 amino acids. The record is from RefSeq and is a predicted model, not a curated record. The transcript has 8 exons.